Molecule: messenger RNA, 489 nt
Organism: Plasmodium gonderi
Lineage: Eukaryota; Apicomplexa; Aconoidasida; Haemosporida; Plasmodiidae
Product: suppressor of kinetochore protein 1
Exons: 5
Coding region: 1-489 (162 amino acids)
Biological process (GO): SCF-dependent proteasomal ubiquitin-dependent protein catabolic process
Cellular component (GO): nucleus; cytoplasm
Molecular function (GO): cullin family protein binding
Source: RefSeq, a predicted model, not a curated record
AUGAAAAAUGAAAAGAUAAAAUUAGUGAGUUUCGAGGGGGACGAAUUCAUAGUUGAUAAAAACACAGCCUCCAUGUCAACGGUUAUACUUAACAUACUUGAAGUCAUGACUCCCGAGGAAGAUACCAUACCCCUCCCAAAUAUAAAGACACCGAUUUUAAAAAAAAUUAUAGAAUAUAUGGAAUAUCAUAUCAAUAACCCAGCUGACGAAAUACCAAAACCUUUGAUCACUUCCAAUCUCCAAGAUGUAGUUUCAAGUUGGGAUUUCGAUUUUGUAAAUACAGAUAAGGAAACCCUGUAUGAACUUAUAGAGGCUUCCAAUUAUCUUGAUAUAAAACCUCUUCUAGAUCUAACCUGUGGAAAAAUUGCUUCAAUGAUGAAAGACAAAACUACUGAAGAAAUUAGAGCCGAAUUCGACAUUGUCAACGAUUUUACAAGAGAAGAAGAGAAGCAGAUACGAGAAGAAAAUAGAUGGUGUGGUGACAUCUGA